CCUCUUUGUCUGUCUCGGCCAGCCUCCAAUCCUCUAAAGUACAACCAUGUCUGAUGUAGAGGGUGAAUAUGAGGAGCAGCCUGAGGAGGAACGCCCACGAUACAAGACCAUGGCCUCCCAGCUUUCUGCUCCUAAAAUCCCUGACGGGGAGAGAGUGGACUUUGAUGACAUUCACAGGAAGAGGAUGGAAAAGGACUUGCUGGAGCUGCAGACACUGAUUGAAGUCCACUUUGAUCAUCGGAAGAAGGAAGAGGAGGAGCUUAUUGGGCUGAAGGAAAGAAUUGAGAACCGGAGGUCAGCUAGAGCGGAACAACAACGAGUUCGGGCUGAGAAGGAGAGAGACAGACAGACAAGAAUUGCGGAAGAGCGGCAGAGGAAAGAAGAUGAGGAGGCAAAGAAAAGGGCAGACGAUGACGCCAAAAAAAAGAAAGUGCUCUCUAACAUGGGGGCUCACUUUGGGGGCUUUCUAGCUAAGGCAGAGCAGAGGAAGGGGAGGUCACAGACAGGGAGGGAGAUCAAGAAGAAAACCCUGGCGGAGAGACGCAAACCUUUAGGUAUUGAGAACCUGAGAGAGGAUGGACUCAGGGAGCGGGCGAAGGAGAUGUGGGAACGGGUCUAUCAACUGGAGUCUGAGAAAUUUGACCUCAUGCAGCAGAUCAGAGGACAGAGAUAUGAGAUCACCGUUCUCUUGAACAGAAUUUCCCAUGCCCAGAAAUUUAAGAAAAUCCUUGGCAAGGGCAAAGUUGGGGGUCGCUGGAAGUAAGACCAAAUCCACAGACAGCUGGAAAAGACUUUCCAGAAGAAAUAGUAAAAAUCACAUCUCUAAAUUGUCCCAUCCUUAUGCUUGCUUCAGCAUUCC
Messenger RNA from Anguilla anguilla (European eel), 859 nucleotides. Its product is annotated as troponin T, slow skeletal muscle-like. Gene Ontology annotation, cellular component: troponin complex. Gene Ontology annotation, molecular function: tropomyosin binding; troponin T binding. Bases 47 to 763 code for a protein of 238 amino acids. Gene Ontology annotation, biological process: slow-twitch skeletal muscle fiber contraction; sarcomere organization; regulation of muscle contraction. Lineage: Eukaryota; Metazoa; Chordata; Actinopteri; Anguilliformes; Anguillidae. The record is from RefSeq and is a predicted model, not a curated record. The transcript is spliced from 13 exons.